CGAGCUCUCAGCUGCUCGCAGUCCUGCUGAGUCCUGCGCUGGCCACGCCGAACUGGCGGCUGCAACUGCGAGAAACCUUUGUGAUUUUUGUUUUUUGUUUUUUCUGCCUUCCCCUUUGUUGAAGAUGACCUAAACUUCGACAGAGCCUCUGCUGGCCAGACACCCUCCUACCUCCACCACCACCAUCUUCAGCACUUGAGGGCUGCUUUGCAGAUGGGAGGUCACGAACCGGUUGCCUGUUUUGCUCAAAUGCACACAAAUCUGCCCUCCACCCUCAUCUAAGAUGGCUGCCCGUGGCCUUCUUCUGCACCCAAACAGAUUGGAGCAGAGCUGCGUGCUACCAUGGUGAUCAUUUUAUCGAAAACACUGGAAAAGAAGAAGGGUGUCAAUGAUGUAAGGUCCAAGCACACCGAGAGACGGCUGCGUGAGCUCCACACCAUGAGCAGAGGGACCACCCUCUUCUCCUGUGGAACUGUGGAGGCAGAUAGGUGGCUGGACCUGGGACGGAGCUGUGCCAUCCAGCAGAGAGCUCCCUGCCAGUCUGGUGCCACCCUGGAGAGCCUGUGGGAUGUGAUGCCUGAGCCGGGGAGCGGGCACUGGGCCAAGGAGCCAGGCAGCGCCACGGCAAUCACCAGUCUGAUAAGAGAUCUCAGCCUCAGCAACAGCAGCAUGACCAGCCCUGACUCCCAGAGCACAUCCACCACUGCACACUACACCACUACAGCCACCAGCCAAGCUCCCACGGCACCCCCGAGCAAACGCCAGUGUCGCUCCCUGUCGUUCUCUGAUGAAUUCAGCGGGUUCCGCUCAUCUUGGAGGCCACAGGGCUCCCGAGUGUGGACAACAGUGGAGAAACGAAGGUGCCACAGUGGGGGAAGUGUUCGAGGAGGAGGGGGUUUCUCUGGUGGUCAUUUUCCCAUCAUGCAGCGUAGCUCCAGCUUCAGUUUGCCCUCGCGUUCCAGCGUCCCUUCAGACGGAGCCCUGGAUCUACCGUUCUUCAACCAGCGACUGCCUCUCCACCCUCAGUUCACUGCCUCUCCAGUCUCCCCUACCUCUCCUUCCUCGCAUCAUCACCACUCCCGCCAUCACCACUUCCUCAGGCCUCUCUCCCUAUCCCACGAGCAGAUCAGCCUGCCAGAGCUUCAGAGGGAAGAAGCGUCGGAGGCCAGCUCUCCAGACUCCACCCCAGAACUGGGAAGGCGAGCUGGCCAGAGAGCCGGGGGCACGGGAUGUCUGUCUCGGAGCAGGUCCCAGCCCUGCGUGCUAAAUGACAAAAAGAUUGGUAUGAAGCGCAGGAGACCAGAGGAUGCCCAGGAGCAGCGGCCCUCCCUGGACCUGGCAAAGAUGACUCAGAAACUUCAGACUUUUCAGAGCUUGAGCUGCCCCGGAUUCACAGCCACUGACAGCUGCCAAUCAAGUCUACCACUGCCCUCCCCCGAGACCUCCAGCCAACCAGAUUCAGACUUCACCGCUGUGUCCGAGCUCGGACUGGAGUCACGGCAGGAAGUUGCGGGAGAUGAGGAGGAAGAGGAUUCAUCCUAUGGAGAGCUCGAUAGUGAUUCGGCAUGUAGCGUGGACUCGCGGCCCGGGUCUCCCAUCGGCAUCAUGGGCGGUAAACGCACCCUCUGGAAGGGUGAUUGUGGGACACAGAGGGACAUUUUUCAGCUGGGGGGAGAGCUUGAUCUUGACCAGAUUGAACGAAACUGAACAUUUUAAAAGACUGUGUCUGGACUGUUGUAGAAGGUAAUUGGACGUUGAUGAUGUACCAAAAGAUGGCUACUAAGAAGUAUGUGAGGAAGAGAAGGGAGGAGUUUUUUUGAAAGUGAGAAAUGAAAGAAAGACAAAGAAAGUGAUAAAGAUGAUGAAAGAUUAAGUAUGUUGUUAACAGCUGGCUUCUUAAUGACACAUAUGCCUUGAACAUUCUUACUGUUUGAAUCAAAAAGCAGUGACCUUAGUUGUUUUUUUUUGUUUUGUUUUUUUUUGGGGGGGGGUAUUCAGCUUAACUCAGGAGUGGGAAAGUGAGGGUUAGUCUUAAGAAAACUUCCCAGCCCCCACUGUCUUCUCAACCUGAUGACCUUUCCAAAGUCGGUUACUUUAGGUUUGUCGUACUGUAGCAGUAGCUGGGCUCUCCUGUAUUUAGCUCGAGUUUGUUUUCCAGAGAAAGUGGGGGCGUCAAGGAUGGGGUGAAAAAGGGAGGGGUAAACACGAUGAAGAAAUAUCUUCUCACAGACUUACCCUUGACUUUCCUCAUCCUCUUCAUCUUUUGUGCACACAUGAAAAUCAGAUUUUUUUUUUUUUUUUUUGCUGAAUGUAGGCUCAAUAAGCUUUAUGAGGAGUUCGGAAAUUGACAGUGCCUUCUUUUGGAUGCUUGCUCUCCCAGUUCUCUUCAAGAAACUGGCCUCAAUCGAAGCCACCAUUUCUGACCUUUUUUGUAGUUUCUUCAUAUGCAAAUUGUAUAUUUGAAUUAAACACUGAAUCUCAAGUUUUCAGUUCUAAUAUCAAUGUAUAUUUUUCUAAGUAACUGUUUUUUAUGAGCUGUUUGUGAAGGAGCAAGAAUACAAGGUCUUUCUUCUAACAGAAUGGACAUGAAAUAAAUUUACAAC
Molecule: messenger RNA, 2603 nt
Organism: Seriola dumerili (greater amberjack)
Lineage: Eukaryota; Metazoa; Chordata; Actinopteri; Carangiformes; Carangidae
Product: protein FAM53B-like
Exons: 5
Coding region: 343-1707 (454 amino acids)
Biological process (GO): protein import into nucleus; positive regulation of canonical Wnt signaling pathway
Cellular component (GO): nucleus
Source: RefSeq, a predicted model, not a curated record